This is a messenger RNA of Nymphaea colorata (pocket water lily), 2102 nucleotides long. Its product is annotated as protein NRT1/ PTR FAMILY 6.3-like. The transcript is spliced from 4 exons. Gene Ontology annotation, cellular component: membrane. Gene Ontology annotation, molecular function: nitrate transmembrane transporter activity. Gene Ontology annotation, biological process: oligopeptide transport; transmembrane transport; response to nitrate. NCBI's taxonomy places the organism in Eukaryota, Viridiplantae, Streptophyta, Magnoliopsida, Nymphaeales, Nymphaeaceae. The coding region runs from base 127 to 1902 and encodes 591 amino acids. The record is from RefSeq and is a predicted model, not a curated record.
UCCUCCACAGAACAAUCACCGCCAAAGUUCCACGCCCUCAGCCUCUCUAGCUCUCCCCUCCUCUCCCUUCCCUGCGAUAAAUCCAAGGAGAAGCAACCUUGUUUCUCUUUCAUUACAAAAGAAAAAAUGGCUGUUGCUUAUGAGGAAGAUGAUAACAAGGGGUUGGUGAGUGACGCCUGGGAUUACAAAGGCCGUCCUGCCAAAGCUUUAGAGUCCGGUGGUUGGACUAGUGCUGCUUCAAUCCUUGUGGUGGAGCUGACGGAAAGGCUGACGACGCUGGGGAUUGCCGUCAACCUGGUGACAUACCUAACCGGAUUUAUGCACUUGGGCAGUGCCCAGUCUGCCAACACAGUGACGAACUUCAUGGGGACCUCCUUCAUGCUGUGUCUUCUUGGUGGCUUCGUUGCUGACACCUUCCUGGGCCGAUACCUCACUAUUUCCAUCUUUGCUACUGUUCAGGCCAUGGGGGUGACCAUACUAACUGUGUCAACCAUAGUGCCGGGCCUGAGGCCACCACCUUGCUCUGCAGAUGGCGUCUGUAUACGGGCCAACGGAACUCAGCUAUCUGUUCUGUAUCUUGCUCUUUACCUGACUGCCUUGGGCACCGGAGGCCUCAAAUCCAGCGUCUCCGGCUUCGGCUCCGACCAGUUUGAUGAGGCGUCCCCUAAGGAGAAGUCCAAGAUGCUCUCCUUCUUCAGCUGGUUCUUCUUUUUCAUCAGCAUCGGCUCUCUGGCCGCAGUCACCAUACUGGUCUACAUUCAAGACAAUCUUGGCCGGAAAUGGGGCUACGGCAUAUGUGCCUGUGCCAUUCUUGCAGCGCUGCUUGUGUUCCUGAGUGGGACUAGACGAUACCGCUUCAAGAAGCUGGUGGGCAGCCCCAUAACCCAGAUAGCUAGGGUCUUCUUUGCAGCAUGGAAGAACAGAAGCCUAGACCUGCCUUCGGAUUCCUCUCUUCUUUAUCAGGGCGACUUGGACUCUGCAGGAAAGAAGAUGGCCAUGCUGAACCACACUAAGCAGUUCAGAUUCCUUGACAAGGCAGCCAUUGUUAGAGGUGAUCAAGACAUAGAAGCGGAGAAGAUCAACAUCUGGCACUUAUCUUCAGUUACCCAAGUUGAGGAAGUGAAGAUGGUGGUCAGCAUGAUGCCAAUAUGGGCUACAACCAUAAUGUUUUGGACCGUCUAUGCCCAAAUGACAACAUUCUCGGUGCAGCAAGCCACAACCAUGAACAGGCACAUAGGGAAAUCCUUUCAGAUCCCUGCUGCAUCACUCACCGUCUUCUUCGUCGGAAGUAUACUCUUGUCGGUGCCGGUUUACGACCGUAUAAUUGUCCCGAUCGCUCGGAAAUUCACCGGCAGACGAGAAGGUAUAACCACACUGCAGAGGAUUUCAGUGGGACUGAUCUUCUCUCUCCUAGCCAUGGUCUUUGCAGCCCUCACAGAGAUAAAGAGGCUCAGGUUGGCGCACUCAAGCAAGAACCCUAAUGGAGUUGUGCCCAUGAGUGUGUUCUGGCUUGUCCCCCAGUUUUUCUUUGUGGGAUCAGGGGAGGCCUUCACGUACAUUGGACAGCUUGACUUCUUCCUGAGGGAGUGCCCCAAGGGGAUGAAGACCAUAAGCACAGGGAUGUUCCUAAGCACCCUGUCUCUUGGGUUCUUUGUGAGCAGUGCUCUUGUCACCAUUGUUGACAAGAUGACCACAAGCAAUGGAUCAGGAGGAUGGAUAACUGACAAUCUGAACAUGGGGAAGCUCUAUAAUUUCUACUGGUUGUUAGCUGUUCUUUGUGUCCUGAAUUUCGCUUUCUACUUGAUCUGUGCAAAAUGGUAUGUCUACAAAGAUCAGAGGAUGGCUAACUCAGGCCUUAAGGUUGACAACGCAACAGAGUUGGAGGAAUGCUUCCAUGCAUAAGGGAGAAGAAGAAGAUACCACACCGCAACUUAUGAAUGUAGUUGUAUCUCCCAAAGAAGGUGAAUUUUGUAAUUUUAAAACCUUAGUUUGCUUCUGGAUCGUGAGAGCAACAAGACACUCUAUGAUCCAAGUAGCCCAACACCAAAAGUGGGUUGGGUAGCGUGUGGAUGUCUAUAUAAAAGAACGUUUGAAGUUUUGGA